Molecule: messenger RNA, 9070 nt
Organism: Vollenhovia emeryi
Lineage: Eukaryota; Metazoa; Arthropoda; Insecta; Hymenoptera; Formicidae
Gene: cic
Product: putative transcription factor capicua
Exons: 22
Coding region: 975-6764 (1929 amino acids)
Biological process (GO): regulation of transcription by RNA polymerase II
Cellular component (GO): nucleus
Molecular function (GO): DNA-binding transcription factor activity, RNA polymerase II-specific; RNA polymerase II transcription regulatory region sequence-specific DNA binding
Source: RefSeq, a predicted model, not a curated record
CUCUCUCUCUCUCUCUCUCUCUCUCUUCUCCCUCCGUCUCGUCCGUCCGGCGAGUUCCGCCGUAGCCGGGAUUCUCGGUAUCGCGCUUCAGGCUCGCUCUCGUCGCCUGAAAAUUCGUCGUCGACGCGUCUCGUAUGACGCGCGGGUGCGUUUCCCGUAACGGCGACGGCUAUCGCGCGAUAUUACGCUCGCACGUAACGUAGUGCACGGUGCCUUCCUCGCCGUCUCUUUCUUCCUCCCCUCCCUUCGCCCGCUCCUCCCUCCUCGCUCUCUCUUUCUCUCUCUUUCUCUUUCUCUCUCUCUCUCUCCUUCCUUCCACCUUCGUAACGAGAUUACGCUGCUCCUCUGCUCAGUGCAUCUUCGCGGCCUGGAACGCGCAACGGUUCUCUCCCCGGUGUCUCGACGAGCGCGCUGUGGGUGGAUAUGUGCGCGAGUACAAUGACGCUUUUGCACGGUGCGAUUGAUCACUCUGCGGCGAGGCCGUCGGCGCCGCUUGAAUGGAAAGUGCACUCCCGGCACGCCGGACGCGAUUGAGCGACGAAAUGGUGGUGGUCCUCUUUCACGUCGCCGCCGCCGUCGCCGUCGCCAGCUGUGGGCGGAUUUACCGGUUCGGCACCGUCGCCGAUUCGCUCGGCGAUCCUUGACGACGCCAGCCGCGAACGAGAGAAAUAUUCAGUGGAGACGCGAAACAAUUAAAGAGGAGACGACGAGUGUCCGCCUAAAAAGAGAAUUUUCGGAGGAGGAUGCUAGGCAGUUGGGGCUGGGAAGAAGAAUUGGAGUUGGGAGAGGGUACGACAGCCCCGUCGCGAGAGAGACAAAGACGAGAGAGCCCAGACUCGACGCAUCCUGUCCCCGACAGCCGGGUGCUGAGGUAUGCACCCAGCCGGUGUCACCACCCUCCCAGCUACAGCUCGCCACAUUUCAGCACACAGCCUCCUCUCGACUGUACGGACUAGCAGCGUGAGGUGGCCAAGAUGCUGACUGCUCACCCUGAGAUGCACGAGAAGCGGGACGGCCUCGGCGGCGGGCAAUAUGGGGCAGGCGGGGGUGGUACUUCGAUUGAGGAGAAACCUAUUCCGGAACAACCACCCCCGCCUCCUGCACCGCCGCAACGAGACCUGUCGGAUCCCACUAUUAGCGCUAAAAAGCUUCCAAAGAAACGUAAAUUCGAUCCAUCCGAGCUCGAGGAGAUGGACAAGAUCAGCAACGUCACCAGCCACAUCAACAAUAUGAUCCAUGUUGGUCCACGCACGCCGGCUAUGCCGCUUAGUGGCCAGCCGGUUUUAGGACAACAACCCAGUUUACCAACUACCACCAGUCGGCAGUCGCCGCAACAGCAAGAGUCCGAUGGUUACCAAGUACCGUCAGCUCAUUCGGUAGUAGUGUUACCUCCUCAGAGUAUAGCGGUAGAUUACUCUAUCCGCGACGAACCUCAACGUUCUCGUCCUCGGCUUGCUAUUGAUCUCAGUGAGUGGCGCGACCAUAGAGUGUUAGCUUUAAGGGAUUCAUAUUAUUUCCCGGGUGUUAUACGUAACGUUGUUCAGGGUGAGAUUUUAAUGAUUGAGUUCGACGGCGAGAGGAAGCUAGCACGUUAUAGUGAGGUUCUGGGUGCGAGACGGUACGAUGUGAUAGGGGAUGCGAGCCCGUCUCUGGGACAGGUGACUUUGGAGACAAAGGUUUGCAUCAGGUGUCCGACCGCGAACAGUCACGUGGACGCGACAAAAGUGUUCGUAAGGGGGACAGUGUGCAAGAUAUUAACGAAGCCUCAUCGUUUUAUUGUGAAAAUACCGCGAGAGGACGAUCAGAGUGACAGUUACGUUGUGAAGCGCGCGGACCUGCGACUAGUGCAGCCUCCAUGGGCGGAAGAGUUGGAAGAGGGGCUGGAGGAAUGCGAUCCUACGCGAGUCGAGAAUAUUGAACACGGGUAUCGCAAUACCCCGGAAGCUCCGACAGCAGUGCCAAUUUUGCAGAUCCAUCAUACUUCUCAUCACACGUCGCAUAUAUCAAGUCAUAAUGACACGAGUUAUUAUAGAACGACCGGUACCAGUCCUCUCAUGGCUUUAGGCACUCCUGCGCAUUCUGCCACGGCGUUAAGUAAUGGCAGUCGGCCGUACGACGAUUUAGAAAGCGAUGAUGACUUAGGCAGAGAAGAUAUUACGUUUCCCUCGGACGCAGAUGCAAAAUUGUCAGGGAGCAGCAAAAGAAGCAGCAUGCAGAGCCGAGGAAGUACCAGUAGCCUAGUUGAACAACGUAGUAUAACGCCUCGUUCUCAGGCAGCCACACCCCGAUCUCAGGCGGCAACGCCACAUAGGUAUAAAAAGGGUGACAUAGUGGUUACACCAAGUGGAAUAAGAAAAAAAUACAAUGGAAAGCAGUGGCGUCGUCUUUGUAGUAAGAAGGACUGCAACAAGGAAAGUCAGCGAAGGGGAUACUGUUCUCGUCAUCUUAGCUUAAAAGGCUCUGGUCUUAGGGGUCCAACGAACACAUUUCCUGGUGGUAAAAUGGAUGGCGAAGAAACAUCAAGAGAUUCCGAUACCUCGCCAAAUUACGUUGAUAGACGAAUGGCAGGUAGAUUUGAUCAAGACGAAACUGAAGCUGCUAAUAUGCUUGUGUCCUUGGGAAGCUCUAGAUCGGUUACGCCAGCCUUCUCGUCGCCGACGGGUCAGUCUUCUAUAUCUCCGUGUAUAAAUCAGUCACCGGUGCCGCCGUUGGGGCUCAAUCAGAAUAAUGUAUUUAUGCCUAUCUCGACUCCCGCACACGCGACUCCGCUGAUUUCGCCUGGGGCGAAAUGGAAGCAUUCACCUACGCAAUCGAACUUUUUGGUUCAGUAUCCGCAACAAGUGAUAAAGCCCGAGCCGAAUCGAGUAGAUAGAAAUCGACCGAUCCCGAUGACCGGUGCUAUCCCCACUAGUCUAGGGACGAGCGUGAUAAGAAUCUCCCCGGUGAGCCGUAGCAUGCAACCCGGACAGAAUCCGACUUUGUCGUGGUCGGAGCAGAGUCCGCCACCGACGAGGCACCCCUCGGUUGUGACGUCGAUCGCUCAGCAACAGCAAAACAUAAUUCUGCAACAUGCGCUAACGUCCAGCAAUGACUUUCCCAAUCAGACCGAGCUGCCCGAACAAAAUUCACAGCUGAUUAAACCGCCGCACUCGCCCCACAUGCCUCUACCGGCUAUCCCGGUGCCGCAGAACCUCACGCUCGUACACAAAUCGUUGGAGCAGCCGGUCGACUACGCGCAGUCGCCGCAGUCUCAAAGUCAACCGAUCUACGUGAUGCAGCACGAAAAAAAGUAUGUCGUGAUAAAGAACAGCAUGGACAUGUCGGCGCCAGCGGGCGCGCACAUAAGCAAUCAGGACGACAAAUAUCGGCAGGAUCUGCUCAAUCAUCCGGGCCAAUUGCCGGUGUCCACGUUACACCAAGUUCAGUGUCAACAACCACCUCAGUCACCCGCGGUCUCAUCCGUCCACCUUGACAAACUGUCUGUUUUGCAACCUGUGAGUAAAGUGAACACACAUACGACCGUGCAUAUGGACAUGCAGAGGAAUCAGCCACCACCUACGAGUGCUGUGAUGACAUCCACCACAGAGGCAACCAACCCGUCUACUCCGACAAGCGUCUUCCAGCACGUAAUUGUUCAGCCAGGACAUUUGGUGCAAAUUCCAAAAUCUCACCCUCCCAGAGAAGAGACUGCCAAAAACAACGGUAUUCUCUAUGGCAGCCACGAAGUUUCUCCUGCAUACCAGCCCCAUCCCCCACCAGUACUGAACAAUGUAGUACGCAACUGGAAAAAAGCUUUUUCCUGGCAGCCGACAGGUAUGGAACAAUCAGAGGUGAGCCCUCCUCCUUCUGCUCUGAGUCCACCCCUGAGUGCACCUCCAAUUCCAAUAAGUAUGAGCACACCCGCUGAAGAUGGCCCUGGUACUGGUUCAGAUCCCAUAACACCUGCCGAAGAGGAGGAUGAUGACGUUUUCGAAGCAGAACCGACCCCACCCGCAGAAGUGGAAGCUAACGCUAAUAAAAGACGCAGUCAGUCGCUCAGUUCUUUGCAGCCACAGACUCCACUGAAAGCUAAAGACAGAAUACGUCGACCCAUGAACGCAUUUAUGAUUUUUUCAAAACGGCACCGCGCCGUGGUGCAUCAGCGUCAUCCGAAUCAAGAUAAUCGUACCGUAUCUAAAAUACUGGGAGAAUGGUGGUACGCUUUGGGACCAGAGGAGAAACAAAAGUAUCACGAGCUCGCUUCAGAAGUGAAAGAGGCGCAUUUUAAAGCGCAUCCGGACUGGAAGUGGUGCAGUAAGGACAGACGGAAGUCGUCGACGACCAGCUUUAAGGGAAGCGAAACUGGAAGAGCAAAGUUGAACAGUACGGGAGAAGAAACGGAUCCUCUGCAAGGUUCUUCGUCGGAGGACCCAUUAACGGUUACGUCUGCCGAUGAAGUAUCCACUCCGAUUAACACCACAUACAAUGAAUCUUCCACUAAUAUUGAGAUUAUGAACCAGUCGCAUACGCAACAUCGGAUCUCGGAGAUUCCUUUGCAAAUUGAAAAUGUGGAGGACAUCAAGCAGGACGACGACGCGAAUGGAUCAGAUGACGAUCAAAUGGUUAUCUGCGAGGAUCCUCAGCCGGAAAUAGAUUUGAAGUGCAAGGAUAAACUGACGGACAGUGAUAACGAUGCGCAAGAUGAGGACGCGGAAAAGAAAUGUUACAAUCAAUCGCAGUUCUCGGCGAUGAGCGGUCAAAAGAGGGAGGUGAUCAAUGUUAAACAGGAAAUAACGUGCAGGCCUAAACCAAUAAAAGCACGGAUACCCUCAACAGGUAUAGAAUCUACAACAAAAUAUCACCAUACUUCCAUGGAUAAAGGCAGUACCGUAUCAGUUUUGUCGAGUACGUAUCCUUAUCACAGUCCUGUCAAUCCAACAGGAGUGUCAGGGUUCCAGCCUACCGGCGGCGCUUUCAUAACUAUGCCGAUAUCGCCGAAAGUUAUUAAGCCAGAACCGGUGAAGAGCGAGCAGCAGUACAGCACGCAGUACAGCGUUAACAAUCUCGUGAGCAUCCACACUGAAAACGGACGGAACAUGUCUAAGUUUACAGCAGCUCCGGUAUUACACACUAUUGGAUCGAAACCUAUGAUGGCGCUGUUGAAACAACAGCAGCCGUUGCAGUCUUUAGGCACUACUCUUCGCCCCCUUACUUCAACUGUCCCUUAUCAACCACCGCUCACUCUAACAUUGCUCGAUAACGAUUUGGUGGCUGUUUCCAAACCGCAGCAGGGAUCGCAGUACCUUAACCCGACGCCGCCACACGCCAGGAUGUACGGUGGUUUCCAGAUACCCAUCACUGACGCCGGUAGCCGCAACAAUUCGAUAUCCGUGCAGAGUUUGGUUUCGAAUAAUAAGAUGGAAAUCCAAAGCGUGAUUGUGAGCAAACCUUACUCGACAGCGUUAUCGACAAUCUCCACUACGUCGACUUACCGAGGAAUCGGUCAUUCCAUUGCUCGCCUCGCGGAAUCCGAGAACAGUGACAAUCAAUUGGCUACAAAUCACACUCAGUUUUAUGUCAGUAAUAUUAAGACUGAAGAUAGAAAGGGUACUGUGAAUAUCGCUCUUCCCGCACCAAAUGAGAUACAUAAGCAACCAUCGACGCCUCACACGCCACACACACCUCAAAAUAAUCAUGGAAACGGUGAUCUGCCGUCGAAUAAGUCAUACACAUUCGAUGACGGCCAAAGCAAUGACAUGGGGCCAAAUAAGGGUCCGUUCAUGCUUGCUCCAACUCCGGCACAGCUUGGUCGAGCACCAUUGCAAAGGAGACAAUCAAUGGCAAUGCCUCCCGCAUCAACUGCAGGAGACCAUGGGCCGACACCUCAACAUUGUGAUAAUCGACCACACAUAAAUAUAUCUCAAAUGGCAGAACAAACGCAACAACAAAAUUUGACAGAAUCUCAUACUUCUCCCUCUCCCUCUACUAAGAAGGGCUCCUUCUUCAAGAAAAACGUGGAGGAUGGUAUGGACAGAGUUCUCGAACAAGUAAACUUUCAAGAAAAAUUCUCGUCCUUGCCGGAAUUCAAACCGGAGGAUAUACAAAGCCCGAGUGCGAUCAGUAUAAACACCCCUGGAUCAUCUAGCCAUAGUAGUGCGGCUUCUAUAUUACAUCCACAAACACCUAUGCAGAUGCCAAGUUAUCGAAAGAAAUCCGCACAAGGACCUCAUAGGCCCACAAUGAAUGAGGAUGAGAUCGACUCGGAUACAUCGAUAGCAGCCACUCCAAAGUCUACGUCGAGUGUUAAGCUGACAGGCACCACGUUCUUCGGCCCGGAUUUCAACGUCGAUGCUUAUAGAGCCAAUAACGAUCUGAUGGAUGUCGAUGCUAGCUCUCCGCGUACGCCGAAAACCCCUGGGAGCAGUGCUGGAAACGCCGUGCUGGGAAUCGGUAGAGGUGACAAUGAGCGUGGUCACAGGAAGAUACUGGAGCAACGGAGACUGUUGGUCAUGCAGUUGUUUCAGGAGCACGGCUACUUCCCAUCUGCGCAAGCGACUACCACGUUUCAACUUAAGCAUGUGGAUAUAUUUCCUACCAAGACUAGCUUGCAACUGAAGAUACGAGAGGUGAGGCAAAAAUUGAAAGCCAAUUCGACGCCGAGUGCUAACAACCUCGUUAGUCCAUUGCCGAUCUCCGAAUCGUCUCCUGUUGUAACUGGUUCAAGUGCUCCUUCAACAUCGAUGGGAGCUCCACAUUCACUGCCUGUAAGCAGUAGUGGUAGCUAGCACCCACGUGCCAACUGUGAUACUAUGCAUCCCCUUAAUCCGCAACAUGAAUACAUCAUUAUCCUUUGAAGAGCAAAGUGUUUACUAGGAAAGUCGUUAGUGCACACUCUCCUUGGAAUUUAUUAAGUACUGCGAAAGGCUUUAGUGCAAUUUUAAAUUACGAUAAAGUCUGGUGCGGAUGACAACUUUAGUGGGGCAUAUUGAGACGUGUCGAUAUAUAAAUGUCAAUGAUGACUUUGUACAUAAUAUUGAGCUAUUAACUGUUUGGAGAUAUCAGCUGCUCUCUUAGAGUGUGUGUUCGGAUCUUUGUGUUCGAUCGUCGUUGAACAAUAAAGAAAUGUUGAAGACUGCGAGUAUUCAAUAGUUAGGCCGCGAUACACUUCGCGACAAUUUAUGUUUUCCCACGCAAGUCUGAUUACGAGUCUAAUUGUACUAUACUACAUAGUAACAUGACAUGACGGAAAAUGUAAGCAUGAUAAAACUUAACUCAAGAUAAACUUUCUUCUUUGAAACAAGAAAGACAAUAUUACACUACUUUAGAUCCAAAGAUGAUCGAAAAGGAAAAUAAUUAUCAAAUAUAAUAUUAUUUUAUUACAUUUUAAAAUUGUAAUUCGCAUUUUGCUGCGUAUUCUUAAUUGCGUAAUUGAUAUUUGUACAUCAACACGUCCUGCGUGAUUCAUGAAAGGCCUAAGCCGUUGUUAAAUGUUGUUGAAAAUAUGAAAUAAAAUUCAUAGAGAAAAAGAGGGACAGGCAGAAAAGGGAGAGAGAGAGAGAGAGAGAGAAAAUCGUAAUUGGAAACAAUAUGGAACAUAGAAUUAACAGAACACAUUAUGAAAUGAAAUCAGAGUUUAUAUAUAAAUAUAUAUAUAUAAAUAUAUACUUUAGUUAUACUUUAUAUAUAUAUAUGUAUAUCAUAUAUCAUAGAUCGAGAAAACUAUUGAAUGAAAAUUGCGAUAAACUGCACAAAAAUUAUGUACAUUCGUCAGAAAUGUUUAUUUCAUGUAAAUAUUAUGGAAUAAUCUUGAGGCAAAGAAUAUCUCAACAGUUGAAAUGUCUACAAUUCUUUGAAUCUGAAGAAUUUGUAAGUGCACCGGUAUUCUUGAUUUAUACAUUGCGAUACCACAAGUAAAAAUCGUGCCAUUGUGCGGCGACAAAGUGAAGGGAAUAUGCAUGCGCUAUAAUUCCCAUACUAGUGGAAGAAUAAUUGUUAGAUUACUCUCUUGAUAUAUAGCUAAUAUGUAAUAUGUUUCUCUGACAUUAUUGAAAGUACUUAUUCUACUGUUUUUAGAGCUUUGCUAAGAUUCAAUGCAUUAAUCUAUAUUUUAUACGUGUUUUAAAAACGGUCUAUCUUUUUUCAUUUAACUUUUUCGUUUAUUUUAUAUACUUUUUCUUUUCCUGGCCUUAGAUGUAAGCGUUUUUAUGUAGGUCUUAAUUUUUUUCCUUUUUUUUUGACCGUGACAAAUACACAUUUUAUUAUUACCUUUAUUGUAUCAUUUAUUAAGUACUUAAAUAUGUACUACCAUAGAUGAAGAGGCAAACAACAAAAUCUAAUCGUUCAAAUGUUCGACAUCAAUUUUUAAUUGUCGGCAAUUGCCGUAUGUCAUUAACAGCAGCAACGCAUUAAAAGUAAAAUCGCGGUAUCCUUUUAUCAAAGCCUAAACGUAUAUGUUGUACACAAUGAAUUUGUACAGUAUGUUGAAUAGGAUCAGUGUUGUUAUAUCGUGUAUUUUAAUAAGUUUAUUCUUUAUUGUACAAGAGAAAAGAUACGGUGUAUUGCAUCUGUUUUUAAUAUUCUCUUUUACUGAUCCAACGUUCUCCCUCCUUUUUACGUUGUUAAUGCUCUCAGAAUUAUCGCAUCGAAUUUUAGCAAAGAUUGUUGAAUUUGGCUGUAAAAUAGAUUAUGUAAUUAGUGAUAUGUUUAUAAAAAAAAGCGCACCUCGGCAGGUUGAAGUCUCGCGCCACGGCACGUAUAUUGUAGUUAGGAUAUGAGACAGUGUGUAUUCUACAUAUACAUAUUUUGUAAAUAGAAAACAAUAUACUAAUUGAAAAAAUAUAUAUAUAUAAAUACAUAUAUAUAUAUAUAUUUAAUGGAGAUGGUAGCGUAUAUGGUAUUGUAAUUCGUAGAACUAUAAUUACGAAGAGAAGUGCAGGCAGGAUUAAGUUUAGAAUAAUUGCAGAUUAUGGGCCUUCAUCUGUAGUGGACUCUUGUGCUCGGGACGGUCCUCCCACCCUUCUCCAAAGUUAAUCCUUUCCUAAAGCGUUAGGAUACUAUUGUUUGUAUAUAAUAUAAUUAUAUCAUCAUCCUA